UGAUAAAACUCGGGCAAGUUAAAGCCCUAAAUUCUUACUACCUAUCUCUUAGCCGUCGCCGUCCUCCUCCACCUUCUCUGCUACUCUCGGUGACGGCAGCCUAUAGCCCAGGUACUCCAACUGAUCCCCCUUCCACUUGAGUCACCCAACCAGUCAACCGGUCCGCCUAUAAAAAAAACAUUGAUUUAGGGAAAUUUGUUUUGAAGUCGAGAUGAAGAAUUCCAAUAGACAAUUUGCAAAGUCAAAGAAAUUAGAGUACUCCGAUAGGGAAGAGGACAUCGAAUCAUCAUUGUCAUCCUCUUCCUCUGAAGAUGAGGAGGAGAUAGAGCGGGAGCUAGCGGAUGUCACAUUUGAGGAGUUGCAGAAGGCACGAUCUAAUGGGUCACAUUCAGUGCCUGCAAAGGACCGCAAAGAGAAGAAGGUUGGACGUGCCAAUAAGAACAGACCAAUGGAAGUUAGUUGUAAGAAGCCAGUUGGUCGAUUCAGAGAUGUUGUUCAAGCUCCUAAAAAGGUGGUACGAGACCCACGUUUUGAGUCUUUAUGUGGUACACUUGAUAAUGAUGGCUUUAAAAAAAGAUAUAAUUUUCUUUACGAGGAGGAGCUUCCUGCUGAAAAAGAGGAACUACGCAAGCAAUUGAAGAAAUCCCGUGAUCCAGAAGUCAUUGAAGAGCUAAAGAACCAACUUUCUUGGAUAAACAAACAGCUGAAGCCUGAUUCAACGAAGCAUAGAGAAAAUGCUAUUUUGGCUGAGCACAAGAGAAAAGAGAGAGAAGCAGUAAAGCAAGGGAAAAAACCCUUUUAUCUUAAGAAAUCCGAUGUCCGAAAACAAAGACUCCUUGAAAAAUAUGAACAGCUUCAGGGAUCUGGCAAGCUUGAAGCCUAUAUUGAGAAAAGAAGGAAGAAGAACGCUGCGAAAGAUCAACGAUACAUGCCUUACCGCAAGCCUGUCGAUAAUCAACAACAGCAAAGCAAAUGAACCGAUUUGGUCCUUAAAGGCAGUGUAUAAAUCUUCCAUUUUUUUGUUAUGAUGGUGAAGACAUUCAUGCUCUGAGGUUGAGACCCCCACAAUGCCUUGAGGAACUUCAAUUGGUAGUAUUUAGUGAGCCAUUUAUAAAUGUUACUUAAACUAAACACAAAGUGGGAGGAGAAAGGAGAACAAUCCAUUUUUGUAGCUGUAGUAUAUUUUAUGAACUCUGUCUUUGAAUUUAUUUUAAUUAUUAGAUUAUUACAAGAGUUUUGGUUCACCAACUCAAGGCAUACAGGUGAAGGUUUUGGUUUUCCAUUACAUCUUAAUUUGAUCCCAUCAAAUUCAUUUUUGGGAUUUUGACUGCAAUAUAAUUAAGGCUAUUUAGGAUUUU
Molecule: messenger RNA, 1358 nt
Organism: Humulus lupulus (European hop)
Lineage: Eukaryota; Viridiplantae; Streptophyta; Magnoliopsida; Rosales; Cannabaceae
Exons: 10
Coding region: 212-976 (254 amino acids)
Biological process (GO): maturation of SSU-rRNA from tricistronic rRNA transcript (SSU-rRNA, 5.8S rRNA, LSU-rRNA)
Cellular component (GO): 90S preribosome; nucleolus
Source: RefSeq, a predicted model, not a curated record